CCAAUAGAGAAAAGAAAGUGAAGAAUCAAAUUCGAAGAGAAAAUGGCGAACAAGCUGAUCAGCGAGAUCCCACUUCCCAAAUCCAUUGCCAAUGUCUUUGCCGCCCGUAAUAUUUCUACUGCCAAGGACGCGUUAUCUUUAACGGAAUUUGAGCUAAUGGAGUUGUUAGAUGUGGGAUUGACGGAAGUAAGAUCUGCAUUAUCGCAAAUCAGUGAGAUCGUUGCUCCACCGUAUCAAACUGCACUUUCUUUAAUGGAACAGCGGUUUCAAAACGAGCAUUUGGGAGGCCAUUUUCCAACAGGCUUGAAAGGAUUGGAUUCAGCUUUAUGUGGGGGAAUUCCAUUUGGGGUUUUAACUGAAUUAGUUGGUCCGGCUGGAAUUGGCAAAACCCAAUUUUGUUUGAAGCUUUCGCUAUUGGCUUCACUGCCUACAAAUUAUGGAGGCUUGGAUGGUCGAGUGAUAUAUAUUGAUGUUGAAUCUAAAUUCAGUUCAAGAAGGUUGUUAGAAAUUGGAUUGAGAAGUUUUCCUGAAAUAUUUCAGAUGAAAGAAAUGGCACAGGAGAUGGCUGGUAGAGUUUUUGUUUUGCGGCCAUCAUCACUUUCUGAAUUUACCCAGAGUUUGCAACAAAUCAAAGUUUCACUCCUCCAAAACCAAGUGAAGAUGCUAGUAAUUGACAGCAUGGCUGCUCUUGUAUCAGGGGAACAUGAGCAGGGGGUACAUAGACAACAAACAUUGAGUUGGCACAUUUCGUUCAUUAAGUCACUGGCUGAAUUUUCACGAAUUCCUGUUAUAGUUACAAACCAAGUGAGAUCUCAAAGCCAUGAUGAAGCCUCUCAAUAUUCUUUCCAAGUUCAGAGUAGGGAUGGGAUUGUAGAGACUCUGACAAGAUAUGAUUCUCAUCUUGUUGCCGCUUUGGGGAUUCAUUGGGCUCAUGCUGUAACCACUCGUUUGGUGCUGGAAGCCAAAUCAGGUCAGAGGUUUAUAAAGGUGGCAAAAUCUCCAAUAUCUCCCCCUCUGGCUUUUCCUUUCCACAUAACUUCAUCAGGGAUUUCAUUGAUAAGUGAUGAAGGAAUGGAACUGAUGGGGCCUGAGAUAAACUCAAUUCACUGUCAAGGGCACAAUGAAAUAAUCAAUUUCAGAAUGGAUAGCUUAGUUUGAUCAAUCCAGGCACAAUCUUCGUGAAUCAUUCAGGCUGGCUUCAAGAGCUUUACUGCUAUGAUAUUUGACAGUUCGUUUUGAACCACCUUUCCCCCCAUUUGCAUUUACAGAAAAGAAAGAUUAGCACAAUUCAUUGUUUAUCUGGAUGACAAAGGUAUCUUGUUGGUCAGUGAAUCCUUAUUGAAGACCAAAGUUUCUUCCCACAUCUACAAUCUUGGGAUUUUCUUCUUCUUGAAUACUUGUAAAUCUUGUAUCAAGCAUGUAAAUUGCUUUUUGGGAUAUCUAAUCUCUUAUAUGCAGAGAAGAUUAAUGUCUCUAGGCUUUCCUAUUUCAUUUCAGCCUCUUUUCGUAUUGGGUCAGUUUCCUCUCAGGCCUACUG
Messenger RNA from Theobroma umbraticum, 1537 nucleotides. RefSeq names its product DNA repair (Rad51) family protein (gene RAD51B). The record is from RefSeq and is a predicted model, not a curated record. Lineage: Eukaryota; Viridiplantae; Streptophyta; Magnoliopsida; Malvales; Malvaceae. Gene Ontology annotation, molecular function: single-stranded DNA binding; ATP-dependent DNA damage sensor activity; double-stranded DNA binding. Gene Ontology annotation, cellular component: Rad51B-Rad51C-Rad51D-XRCC2 complex; replication fork. Gene Ontology annotation, biological process: double-strand break repair via homologous recombination.